AUGAUUAAUGAAGUAACUGGAAAUACUAGUGCUACUACUGGAGUUAACACUACAAUUGACUAUAAUCAUCCACUGUAUCUACAGUCCACAGAUGUAAGUGUAGCGUCUAUUAUCUCAUUUCAGUUGAAAGGCAAUGAAAACUAUAUAGUGUGGAGUAGGUCUAUGAGGAUUGCAUUACUUGGAAGGAAUAAGUUAGGACUGGUUGAUGGUACUUGGAAGAAGGAUUUGAUUGGAGGUGUGGUCUAUGCCACUAAUGCACAGGCUGUAUGGGAAGAUUUGAAAGAAAGAUUUGAAAAGGUUGAUGGUUCUAGGGCAUUCAACAUCACAAGGAGAUUGAUACUUGCACUCAAGGCCUAUGCUAUGGUAAUGAGUGAUGAAAAUCAAAGAACAAUGUCUGUUACAUCUAACUCAACUGGUCUCUUAAGUGCAAUGACUAAUAAAAGUCGAGGUAUGGGUGAGUUAGAUGCAUUAGCUAUGUACUCUAGAGCUGGAAGUUCAAGGCCUAAAAGAAAGUACAAUCCAAAUUACAACCCCAAUGCCUUCUGUGAUCAUUGCAAGCUCAAAGGUCAUUACAAGGUGGAUUGCUAUAAAUUGAUAGGGUAUCCACCAGAUCAUCCUAAAUUUGGUCAACAUGAGAAGUAUGAAGUUCAGGACUGGCAUCAAUCAACUCAGUUUCCACUUCAGAACCAAAUGCACAACUAUUAUGGUCCAGCUACAGCUUCUGCUCCUAAUGUUGUUGCAAAUUCACAACAGGAAGUUCCCUUUCCAGGACAAUACAGGGUGGAUGAUGGACCUAGGUUUACGCAGUCUCAAUAUGAGAACAUAUGCCAUAUGCUAGACAAGAAUCAGGUGAAUCAGAUGCAGGAACAAAGCCACAUGAAUACUACACACUCAGCAAAUAUGACUGGUACUUGUAGUGCUUUGCUAGUCACAAAUAGUCCACCUAAUUGGAUUAUUGACUCAGGGGCUACAAAUCAUAUGACUUCUAAUUUGUCUAUGCUGGACGCUAACACACUUGCACUGCCUACAAAUUCAAAAAAUGUUGUCUUACCAAAUGGUGAACAAACCAAAGAUCUCUUCACUGGGAAGGUGAAGGAGAUUGGUAAAGAAGUGGGAGGUCUUUACUACAUAGCAGGACUCAGUAUCCCUAAAGCUCAAGCAGCUAAAUGUGGACUAACAACUGUGAAUGCAACUACUACAGAAGAUAUUGGUCUGUGGCACAAAAGAAUGGGUCAUGUGUCUGCUAGUACUCUCACUAAAAUAGUUUCAGCUAGUAAGUCCAAUAUAGUAGAGUCCUUAAAUAAAUGCACUGUAUGCCCUUGUGCUAAGCAAGUUAGAUUACCAUUUCCAUUAAGCUCGUCUACUACUAGUAGGUCGUUUGAGCUAAUUCAUAUGGAUGUCUGGGGUCCUUAUAGGACUGCUACUAAUGACGGUUGUAAGUCGUUUUUAACUGUUUUGGAUGAUUUCUCAAGGUUUACCUGGAUAUUCCUAUUAAAGCAAAAAUCUGAUGUUUUCUUGCAUAUUAAGAACUUCUUGAUGCAUGUUAAAACUCAAUAUGAUGCAACUGUUAAGACUGUUAGAACAGAUAACGGAACAAAAUUUGUAAAUUCUAUAUGUCAUGAUUUAUUUACUAACUUAGGUAUAAUUCAUCAAAAAUCUUGCCCCUAUACACCUCAACAAAAUGGAGUUGUUGAGAGAAAGCAAAGACAUAUCCUUGAGGUGACUAGGGCAAUAAGGUUUCAAGCCCAUGUUCCCAUCAUAUUUUGGGGACAAUGUGUAAAAGCAGCUGUUUACAUCAUAAACAGGUUGCCUUCACAUGUUAUAAAUGAUUAUUCUCAUUUUGAAAAGUUACACAACAGGAAACCAUCACUUAUGCACCCAAGAAUUCUAGGUUGUUUGUGUUUUGCUAAAGUUUUAAAUGAAACAGACAAGCUACAAUCUCAAUCUAAACAGGCUGUACACAUGGGGUAUUCCGAGACUCAAAAAGGCUAUAUCUUAUAUGAUAUAUCCACAAAAUGUUUUUUUGUCAGCAGGGAUGUGAAAUUUAAAGAAAAUAUCUUUCCUUUUGCAAAUGCUACUUCAGGUUUGCAUACUCUAUUUCCUCAACCUGAACUUUAUCAUGAUAAUGAUCCUCUAUUGCCUAUUACUAUUAAUCAUUCUACAAGUUUGCAACAGCUCACAAGUUCAAACAAUGAUACUUCAAGACCUACUGAUGUUGCAGCAGUACCACAUAUGGUGCAGCCUAUAGCUGAAUCUGUGAGUCAACCGAUAUCUCAACUACAACAAAAAUCUGCAGCUCAGCCAACAAGGAAGUCAACCAGAGGGAUUCAUCCACCAUGUUGGAUGAAGGAGUUGUCUCUCUAA
Molecule: messenger RNA, 2364 nt
Organism: Solanum tuberosum (potato)
Lineage: Eukaryota; Viridiplantae; Streptophyta; Magnoliopsida; Solanales; Solanaceae
Exons: 5
Coding region: 1-2364 (787 amino acids)
Biological process (GO): DNA integration
Molecular function (GO): nucleic acid binding
Source: RefSeq, a predicted model, not a curated record